Molecule: messenger RNA, 1879 nt
Organism: Ilyonectria robusta
Lineage: Eukaryota; Fungi; Ascomycota; Sordariomycetes; Hypocreales; Nectriaceae
Exons: 6
Coding region: 189-1613 (474 amino acids)
Biological process (GO): DNA damage response
Cellular component (GO): nucleus; cytoplasm
Molecular function (GO): phosphatase activity
Source: RefSeq, a predicted model, not a curated record
CAGCACACUAACGGGGCUUGACGUCAUGCCUAUAUCCACAAGUACCCCACUAAGCGCGCAAACUGCCCCGCGAUGCCCCUCCAUCAAUGUUCCAGGUCCUUUAAAGCAACGCGUAUCCCGCUCAACGUCCCAAGGGUAGAUCAGUAACGGUUUUGAUCCUAGGCCAGUUCCUCUACAAUCAAUUCAAGAUGGAGUACGACACCAAGACGCCCCAGUCCGUCACCAGCGACCCCAACUCGUUCGCCAGCGACUCCGUUCGCAAGCGCUGGCCUGUGAUUCUGACUAGUGCUAUUGACGACGUCUACCGAGCUGUCUCUGCUGCUACCGACCCCGAGGCGCAGGCUGAAGGCAAGAAGAUCAUCGAGCAGAUCGCUACCCUCAAGUACGAGAUUGAGCACGAUCGCAAGCUCACUCCUAUCCCCGACGAUGGCUUCUCCGACGAGAUCAAGGCUUACAACAAAGAGAUUGAGGACCUUGGCACUCCCAACUGGUUUGAUGUUCCCUGGCUCUUCUCAGAGUGCUACAUGUACAGACGCCUGAGUACCUUUUUCAGACUCACCAAGCACUGGAAGAACUACGACUUGUUUGCCCGCCAGAAGAUGGACACCUUCCGAUCCUCGCGACCGGCUGUCCUGGAGCUUGCCAGCAAGUACAAGGAGCUCAUCCAGCAGCUUUCCGCGGACAAGGAAAUCACACAUAAUGCGCAAGCUGAAGAGCUCAUGUUCACCGAAAUGUUCGAGAUUUGCCUAUGGGGCAACGCAACCGACCUGUCCCUCCUCACCAACCUGACCUACGAGGACAUCCAGAAGCUCCAGGGUGCCGAGGCCCGAAAGGCAGCCGAGAAGAACAUCCUGGUCAACGAUCUUCCCCGCGCCUAUCAGAUCCUCAAGAAGGCCCAGGCCGAGGGGAAGAAGGAGCGUCGUGUUGACAUUGUUCUCGACAACGCCGGCUUCGAGCUCUACGUUGACCUCAUUCUGGCAGGUUACCUACUCUCUUCUGGCCUCGCCACACACAUCGUCCUACGACCCAAGUCCAUCCCCUGGUUCGUCUCCGACGUUCUUCCUAGUGACUUUAGCGCCCUCCUAAGCGCCGUUGCCAACCCUCGGGCUUUGUACGAGACUGCCUCAGAAGAUGAGAAGCUCCAGGACAAGACGCCUGAGCCUCUGUCUAAGAGCGCCGAGGAGGACCUUCAGUUCGUGUUCCAGGAGUGGGCUGGUUUCCACGCUGAGGGCCAGAUAAUCCUCCGCCCCAACCGAUACUGGACUGCUGGUGGCAGCUUCUGGCGACUGCCACACGAGAACCCCGAGCUGCUUGAGGAGCUGAAGCCCGCUGAGCUUGUUAUUUUCAAGGGCGACCUGAACUACCGAAAGCUCACUGGUGAUGCAUGGUGGGAUCCCACUACCCCCUUCACUGACUGUCUCGGCCCCAUGGGCCCCUCUUCCGGUGUUAACGUGUUGUCGCUGCGAACUUGCAAGGCUGACGUUGUCGUUGGUCUCCCUGCCGGCAAGGACGAAGAGCUCCGGGCCCUCGAGGGCGGCGGCGGAGAUAGCGGACAGCGACGAUGGGCUUGGCACGGCAAGUGGGCUGUGGUUUGCCUAUCGGAGGGACACUAAAAGUAUUUUCAAAAGAUGGAUGAUUUAAUAUGGGUUGAUGGCGUGAAUAGAAGCCAUGAUAUACAUGCACCUACGGAAGGGUACAUUUAGAAGGAAUAGAAGGCACUUUGCCUAAAACAAACACGGUGGUCCAUCUCGGACUCAUGUUGGUCCGGCUCGGACUCAUGUUGGUGCAUUCGGACUUGCCCCACACUUGGAUGCAGAUCCAUGUUCAGCUCGUAAAACGGGCCAAUCUAAUUUGCGGACAUACAGCUGAAUCUGGAACA